Anguilla rostrata (American eel) is the source of this 5095-nucleotide messenger RNA. It is a transcript of the gene ddr2l, whose product is annotated as discoidin domain receptor family, member 2, like. The transcript is spliced from 17 exons. Gene Ontology annotation, cellular component: plasma membrane; signaling receptor complex. Gene Ontology annotation, biological process: multicellular organism development; positive regulation of phosphatidylinositol 3-kinase/protein kinase B signal transduction; cell surface receptor protein tyrosine kinase signaling pathway. The record is from RefSeq and is a predicted model, not a curated record. NCBI's taxonomy places the organism in Eukaryota, Metazoa, Chordata, Actinopteri, Anguilliformes, Anguillidae. The coding region runs from base 445 to 2952 and encodes 835 amino acids. Gene Ontology annotation, molecular function: protein tyrosine kinase collagen receptor activity; collagen binding; ATP binding.
GCAUUGUUCCCACAGGGCCACGCGCCAAGAGCGGUUUGAGAUUUCUUUUCAUACGCAAGGGUGCGCGCGGACAGUUAGCAACAGUGUUCCCGAGCACUCCGCAGUGCCUUGUUCGCCGUUAGGAGUCUGGUUUCUUCGACGCCGCUCUCUCCCCCUCUCCUCGCGCGGAUUAUUACUGCCCCCUCCUCGAGUGGCCGGAAGCGGGAUGUGAUGUAGAAAUCACAUUGAAACUUUUUUUUUUCCCUUCUUGUGUGUGCAGACCUUCCGAUGCAUUGAAAGACAGUGAGAAACAUCAACUUUUUGAUAAUGAUCUGGGAAUUUUAAUUAAUCUUCGCCUCUGGAUGCGAUCGCAGCGGAUGUAGAGAAAUAGCGGAACACCGGCAAGAUCACACAACAGAGAUGUAGUCUCUGUUCUCAGGUGUCCACUGACGUCCCCUGCCCAACAUGCUGUUGUUUGUGCUGCUGGUCCUGCAGAGCUACGCACGUGCUCAGAUAGACCCAGCACACUGCCGCUACCCUCUUGGCAUGGAGGAUGGCAGGAUCAAGGACGAUGAAAUCACUGCUUCUAGCCAAUGGUAUGAGACCACAGGGCCACAGUAUGCCAGGCUGAAUCGGGAGGAGGGGGACGGGGCCUGGUGUCCAGCGGGCCUCCUGCAGCCCUCGGACGUGCAGUUCCUGCAGCUGGACCUGCGGCUGCUCACCUUCGUCACCGUGGUGGGCACCCAGGGCCGGCACGCCCACGGCACGGGCAACGAGUUCGCCCGCAUGUACCGCCUGGACUACAGCCGGGACAACGAAGUCUGGAAGUCCUGGAAGAAUCGCCUCGGCAACAAGAUUGUGGAGGCGAACGAUAACGCCUACGCCUCGGUGAUAAAGGACCUGCGCCCCCCGAUCAUCGCUCGAUACCUGCGCAUCAUUCCCGUCACCAGGCUCCCCACCACCGUGUGCAUGAGAGUGGAGCUGUACGGCUGCCCCUGGCACGAUGGCCUGACUUCUUACAGCGCUCCAGAGGGGCAGGUUAUGGCAGCGCCUGGCUAUCCAAUCACCAGCCUCAACGACUCCACGUACGACGGCUACCUUGAGCGCCGGAAACUCUUUGAUGGGCUGGGUCAGCUGACCGACGGCGUGAUUGGACAGGACGACUUCCUCCUGACCCGGCAGUACCACGUGUGGCCCGGGUACGACUACGUGGGCUGGAGGAACGACAGCCUGGGGCCCGGCUACGUGGAGAUGCAGUUCAUCUUCGACCGGCCCAGGAAUUUCACUGCAAUGAAGGUGCACUGUAAUAACAUGUUCUCGCGGGGGGUGAAGAUAUUUUCGUCGGUGUCGUGCGCGUUUAAGCCCCGGCUGGUGGGGGACUGGGAGCCCCAGCCGGUCGAGUUCCGCACCGUCCUGGACGACCGGAACCCCAGCGCCCGCUACGUGACCGUCCCGCUGGACCGCCGCGCCGGCAAGGCGCUGCGCUGCCGCUUCUGGUUCGCCGACGCCUGGAUGCUGUUCAGCGAGAUCUCCUUCCUGUCCGCAGAUGCAGUGAUCCCCACUCAGGCUCCGCCUCUGACGACCACUUCCUUUCCCAAGGUGGAGACGGCCACGCCCACAGCCAUGGCCACGCCCACACACAGAAUAGAGACCACUCCUGUGAUCAAAGAUAAUCCUGAAGAGGGGAACACGUCUAUUCUGAUUGGCUGCCUGGUGACGAUCAUCCUCUUGCUGGUGGUGAUAAUCUUCCUGAUCCUGUGGUGUCAGUACGUGUGCAAAGUCCUGGAGAAGGCCCCCCGCCGCAUUCUGGAGGAGGAAGUCACGGUCCGUCUGUCCUCCAGCAGCGACACCAUCAUCCUGCAGACCCCCCCGGUGCCCCCCCGGGCGUCCCAGCUGGACUCCCCCUACGAGAGGGUCUUCCUGCUGGACCCCCAAUAUCAGGACCCCACAGCACUGAGAAACAAACUGCCUGAGCUGUCUGAGAGCGCAGAGGCCUCAGGUUGUGGGGGGGGCUACGCGGAGCCCGACGUGACCCAGUGUACCCCACACCAGUGCUUCCAGACCAGCGUACCGCACUACGCCGAGACCGACAUCGUCAACCUGCAGGGCGUCACCGGGAGCAACAUGUACGCCGUGCCCGCCCUGACGGUCGACUCGCUGACGCGCAAGGACAUCUCCGCGGCGGAGUUCCCCCGCCAUCGCCUGCUGUUCCGCGAGAAGCUGGGGGAGGGGCAGUUUGGGGAGGUGCACCUGUGUGAGGCGGAGGGUCUGGCUGAGUUUUUGGGGGAGGGCGCACCCUUGCCUGAACGGGAUGGGAAACCAGUGCUGGUAGCAGUCAAACAGCUGAGAGCAGACGCCACCAACAACGCCAGGUGUACCAACACGCUCACACACGCCAACAACAUCCCCUCAGUCAGCCUGUCGGACCUGCUGCACAUGUCGGUGCAGAUCUCCUCAGGUAUGCGCUACCUGGCGUCGCUCAACUUCGUGCACCGGGACCUGGCCACACGGAACUGCCUGCUGGACCGGCGGCUGACCAUCAAGAUCGCCGACUUCGGCAUGAGCCGCAACCUGUACAGCAGCGACUACUACCGCAUCCAGGGCCGGGCCGUGCUGCCCAUACGCUGGAUGGCCUGGGAGAGCAUCCUGCUGGGCAAGUUCACCACCGCCAGCGACGUGUGGGCGUUUGGGGUCACCCUGUGGGAGAUCUUCACUCUGUGCAAGGAGCAGCCCUACAGCCUGCUGUCUGACGAGCAGGUCAUAGAGAACACUGGCGAGUUCUUCAGGAACCAAGGCAGACAGAUCUUCCUGUCUGCCCCGCCCCUCUGCCCCCCCUCGCUGUUCGAGCUGAUGAUGUGCUGCUGGGCGCGUGACGGCAGAGACCGGCCCACCUUCGAGCGUCUGCACCAGGCCCUGCGACCGCACACCACUGCCCCCCGGAGGACUGGGGGACUCAUGGCACCCCUCUACUAAACCCCUCCCCCUAACUUUACUCUCUCUCUCUCUCACGUGCACACACGCACGUGGACGCCUCUUUUUAAACAAACACUAAAUGGUGAUGAACUUGCUAGUGAAUGAGAGCAAGAGAUCGAGAGUGAGCAAGAAGUUCGGAGGGAUAAGUGGACGGAUAAGGAUGGAGAAGGUAGGCGGGACUUCCUGAAAACCUGCCUUCAUCGUUGGUUGGUGUGAAGUUAUGACCAUUAUUUUUUUUUUUUAUUCAUUGAUGCUCCAGAAAAGAAACUCCCUCUCUUUAACGAGAUCCUUCACCUUUCUUGCGGUUUUAUUACAAAAUUUUUCUUCAAAUGGUACCGAAUAACAACCAUCAACACUUUUCAAGCCUGAACGCGCAGUUUGAACGUCAGCAACUGGACUCUGUUGUCUGUUGGCCCUGUGGUUUUUGUAUUGUAACGCACUGCUGUUUUUAAAUGUGUGUUUUUUUUAUUGUUUAUGUUCCUUAUUAACCCCCCACACUGGAGUUAGCAUUAGAAUUACUGUGUUUUUUUUGUAUUUAGUAUUUUGUUUUCUUUCUGAACAUGAAUGUUAAAACAGAUUAGUUUGUAUAAAGCCUGGUUUCGACCUCUGGCUGAAGCAGAACUACUGUCGUAGCGUUUUUCAGGAGCGGGUUGGGGAGCCAAUAUUGGACUGAUGUGUAAUGGGCCACACUUGUCUCUCUCUCUCUCUCAGCACCCCCUCCCAUUUUAAUGCAACUGUCUGAACCAAACCCCCCCCCCCCCCUCCAGCUACAUUCUGCAGUGGACCCUGCCAUCCUGCCAAUAUCACAAGAGUGGUCUACUUCACGUGUACAUCCAUUGAACCGUGUUGUAUUUGUGUACAUGCCUUGCCUAUCAGUGGUACAGGAGGUUAACAAAAUCUGGCCCCCCGUCCCAGAGUCUGCCAGCAUUGGGAAUUCUGUCGGAGGAAUACUCCGCACCGCUCUUCCACCAGAAAGCCAAUCAGGUCCCUCGUGUUUGAUGGGAGAGGAAUUCCAGAGUGUUCCGUAAACGCUGGACUGGAUCGUUCAGAUCUGGUGGCUAAUUUUUGGGGUUACUCGAGCCUGGGGUUCGUGUACUUUAUCUUUUACUGGGACCCCUGUGUAAAUUAGGGGUUCAGGUGUAUUGGGGUUCAGAUAAUUUAGGGGAUUUUUCGGGGGAGGGGAGAAUACCUGUCGAUGGCACAUGCCCAUUGAAGGGAGAGCAUUCUUAUGAUCUUGUUGGCCUGAGAAAUCUAAUCGCAGUUUCUAGUUUGUGUACCCAAUCCCUUUUUCGUAUGAAUUUGCUUUUCCGUACGUUUUUGACUUUGCUGUUGCCUUUGUAAUUUUUUGUUUGCAUGCACCCUCUGGGGUGAACACAUGACUAGCACGCUAGCAUUAGCAUUAGCAUCACUGAGAUUGCCAUUUAACGUGGGCCUGUAGAAUACAGCUACGUAACGUCUGUACCCUUUCUUUCCGCUGGCUGCCACUGUCGCCGUUGCUGCCACUUUACGUUAUUGCUGACUGUGUUAAAGGUACAUGUUGGAGAGCCAAUCAGGGGCCAGUGGGAUGUGGCUUUCUGGAGGUGUGUUAGACAUUCCUGGUACAGGGAUAUUGAUUGAUUGGGUGGUGGUGUUUGGGAUGGGAGGACGGGGCUACAUUUAUGAGCCCCAUUGUGCAAUACAAUCUGCAGUGGGAGGGGGGAGGGGCAGGGAAACCACUAAACUCCAUCUCCCAGAAGCCUUUGCUGAAAUGAGCCUGUGUCUUUCCUGUUAUCACUGAGCAGGAAGUGUGUGUAUCUCAGCCUGUUUGGGUGAAUGGCAGUAUCAAGUGUAAGUGUGAGUGUGUGCAUGCGUACGCAAGCGUGUGUGUGUGUGUGCGCGCAUGUGUGUGCUAACUGACUGGGUGUUCAUUGUGGAGAUGGAAAUGGCAACAAAUCUUGAUAUAGCGACACUUUCUGGUUUUCUGUCUUUUGUUAUAUCAAUCCGUAAUCUCUUUUUGGACUCGUGUGGCCAUCAUGUACAUAGUAUAGUCAGAAUAGAGUUGUACAGUAAUAUAUUGGGAGUUUAGGAGGACAUUCCUGCACCAUGCAUUUUACUUCAUUUUCUCCUUUCAUGAAAUCAAUCAUUAAACAGAACAAGAUCUCCA